Rhizoctonia solani is the source of this 3180-nucleotide messenger RNA. RefSeq names its product Retrotransposable element Tf2 protein. Lineage: Eukaryota; Fungi; Basidiomycota; Agaricomycetes; Cantharellales; Ceratobasidiaceae. The transcript is spliced from 2 exons. Gene Ontology annotation, biological process: DNA integration. The record is from RefSeq and is a predicted model, not a curated record. The coding region runs from base 1 to 3180 and encodes 1059 amino acids. Gene Ontology annotation, molecular function: nucleic acid binding.
AUGCACCCCCAAACCGCGGAAUCUCUCCGCCUCCCACUUACAGAUCUCCCUUUUCCCCAUACCGUAACUAUGCUUGAUGGGUUGAGCCCCCAGGCUGGCAAAAUCUGGAAAAAGGCCAACUUCACCUUCUCCUUUGAUGGCAAACAAAUGACCAAGACCUUCCUCAUCUGUAACACCGGGUCUCACGCCGCCAUUUUAGGAUUGAAGUGGUUAGACGCCCAUAAUCCAGAAAUUGAUUGGAAUCUACGCACCCUCUCCUUUCCCCACGCACCACCAGAACAGGUAGCCAUUGCCAAAGAAGAGGAAGCUGACAAGAACCCUCUUGAAGGAGUACCCUCCAAGUACCAUCAAUAUGCUAAGGUAUUUGGGGAAGGAGAAUUCAAUAAACUUCCACCCCACAGGCACUAUGACAUUGGGAUCAAACUAACCAAGGAAGGACCCCUAAAUUCACCCCUUUACAGUAUGACCAACGCCAAAUCCUCCACUCUCAAGGAUUGGCUCAGGGAUGAGCUCAAGGCAGGGAAAAUUUGUCCUAGCAAAUCCUCCAUCAGUUCACCUGUAAUGUUUGUCCCCAAAAAGGAUGGCUCCCGCCAAUUGGUUGUAGAUUACCAUUGCCUUAAUAACCAGACUAAGAAGAAUGGUUACAACAACGUCCAAGUUAAGGAAGGUGACAAAUGGAAAACCGCUUUCCGCACCAAGUAUGGCUUGUAUGAGUCCCUAGUCAUGACCUUUGGGUUAACCAAUGCUCCCGCCUCCUUCCAACACUUCAUGAAUGAGCUAUUCAAGGAUCUACUGGAUGUAUGUGUCAUCAUCUACCUUGAUGACAUCUUGAUUUACUCCAAAGAUGACGCAUUCCACACUCAGCAUGUUCAUGAAGUCCUAUGGCGCCUAAUGGAAAACCAAUUGUUCUGUAAAGCCUCCAAGUGUACCUUCCACGUCACAUCAGUGGAAUACCUAGGGAUCAUUGUCUUGGAUAAAGGUUUCAGCCUGGAUAAGCUCAAAAUCCAGGCGGUCCAAGAAUGGCCCACACCCACCAAGGUUAAGGAAGUCCAGUCCUUCCUUGGGUUUGCCAACUUCUUAAGGCGGUUUGUAGCCAACUUUAGUCACAUGGCCAGACCCCUGCACAACCUGGUUAAGAAGGCCACAGUUUGGAAAUGGGGAACCAAGGAACAGGAAGCCUUCCAGGGGCUGAAGGAUGCCAUCACCAACGCUCCAGUCCUUUGUCACGCCGACCCAGGGAAACCUUACUUUCUAGAAACAGACGCAUCAGGCGCGGCCCUAGGCUCCAUACUGAGCCAACGCCAGGAAGACAGUUGCCUCCACCCACUAGGCUUUUUGUUGGAAUCAUUCAAGGGUGCCAAACAAAAUUACGACACCCACAAUAAGGAACUCUUGGCAAUCAUCCGGUCAUUUGAGUAUUGGCAAAUCUUCUUGGAAGGAACCCGUCACCCCAUCACCGUAUUCACUGAUCACCGCAACUUGGAAUACUGGAAGGAAUCCCAAAUGUUUAACCGCCGCCAUGCCAGGUGGCACCUGUUACUGGCCGGUUACAAUUUCCAGAUUGUAUAUAGGCCCGGAAAACAGUCAGGGAAACCAGAUGCGCUCUCCUGCCGAUUGGAUCACGCCAACAUCCCACCAGAACCUCAGUCUAUGCUACCAGAACCGGUGUUUGCCAACGUUGCCCUAGUAACGCCUGAAAUAGAGAUCCAACGCCAGAUUGAGUUGUCACUAGACCAGGAUGAGUCCUUGGAGGAAAUCCUCCAAUUCCUGCAAAACAAGUUGAAGGCACCCCCCUCCAUUAAACACGCAUUUAAGGAUUACAAAAUGGAGGCGGACCUUCUAUUUUACCAAGGACGCAUUGUGGUACCAGACAUGGGGACAUUAAGGACAGACCUAUUAGGUAUCUUCCAUGCCAGCCCCUUGGCAGGUCACCUGGGAAGACAACGGACACUCAAACUAGUUUCCCGCAACUACUACUGGCCUGGAAUCUGCGCUGACACCUACUGGCACAUUGAUUCAUGCAAGACCUGCCAACGUAUCUGCAAGCCUAAGUACGCUCCCAUUCCCCCUCAGCCACUUGAACUCCCAACUAGGCCCUGGCAACACAUCUCCUAUGAUAUGAUUGUUGAUCUACCAAAGGACGGGGCUUACAACUCUAUACUAGUCAUUGUGGAUAGCUUCACCAAAUACGUCAUACUGGUGGAAUGUUCAAAGAAGCUGAAGGCCCCUGAAUUGGCAGAUCUGUUCCUACAACAUGUCUGGAAGAAAUAUGGGAUGCCAGAGAAAACCAUCUCAGACCAAGGAAGGGUAUUCAACAACAAAUUCCUGAAAGCGCUGUACCAACGCUUAGGUAUAGACCCUCACUUUUCCUCUGCAUACCACCCCCAGAGCAAUGGACAGACAGAACGGGUAAGCCCUUCCAUAGAACAUUUCCUGAGAGCCUACUCCAGCAUUAAUCAGAGGGACUGGGUCAAAUGGCUCCCCAUGGCAGAAUUUGCUUACAACAACGCAGUCCAUAGCGCCACAGGGAAAUCUCCAUUCAAAGCGCUUCACGGUUGGGAACCAACCCUGACCCCCUCUAAUGUUCCUACAGACGUGCCAGAGGCCAAUACACUAGCCCAAACAAUGGAAGCCCAAUGGAAGGAGAUAGAAGCAGCGCUCCGGCAAUCAAAGACACAGAUGACUGCCGGAGAACAAGGGAACCCAGUGGAAUUUGAAGUUGGGGAAGAAGUCUGGCUUGACGCCAAGAACGUAAAACUUGAAGUCCUAAGCCCAAAACUAGCGGAACAAUGCCUAGGACCGUUCAAAGUUUUGGAAAGGAUCUCCAACUGCGCCUACCGGCUUGAACUGCCACCAACUAUGCAAACACACAACGUUUUCUAUGUUGGACUGCUAUCCAAGGUCAAAAGGGAUGACAAAAGGGUGUUUGAGAACCGCCCGCCCCCAGUCACAGUGGACAGAGAGGAGGAAUACGAGGUGGAAGGAAUCACGGACAUGGAAAAGAGGAACGGGAAGUGGUUUUUUAGGGUUAAAUGGAAAGGCUAUGGGUCAGAGGAGAAUACCUGGGAACCAAGGGAAAACCUCAAAAAUGCCGAAAAAAUCCUGAAAAAAUUUGAGAAGGAAAUGAAGGAAAAGGCCCUUGGCGCUGCCAAGGCCCUUAAAGGGGGGGCAGUGUUGUAG